Molecule: messenger RNA, 1314 nt
Organism: Saimiri boliviensis boliviensis (Bolivian squirrel monkey)
Lineage: Eukaryota; Metazoa; Chordata; Mammalia; Primates; Cebidae
Source: RefSeq, a predicted model, not a curated record
AUGGCAUCCAUUGCAGUUGAUCCACAACCCAGUGUGGUAACUCGGGUGGUCAACCUGCCCUUGGUGAGCUCCAUAUAUGACCUCAUGUCCUCAGCCUAUGUCAAUACAAAGGACCAGUAUCCCUACUUGAAGUCUGUGUGUGAGAUGGCAGAGAAGGGUGUGAAGAUCAUCACCUCUGUGGCCCUGACCGGUGCUCUGCCCAUCAUCCAGAAGCUAGAGCCACAAAUUGCAAUUGCUGAUACCCAUGCCUGUAAGGGGCUAGCCAGGAUGGAGGAGAGACUGCCUAUUCUGAAUCAGCCAUCAACUCAGGUUGUUGCCAAUGCCAAAGGUGCUGUGACUGAGCCAAAAGAUGCUGUGACGACUACUGUGACUGGAGCCAAGGAUUCCAUGGCCAGCACAGUCACAGGUGUGAUGGACAAGACCAAAGGGGCAGUGACUGGCAGUGUGGAGAUGACCAAGUCUGUGGUCAGUGGCAGCAUUAACACAGUCUUAGGGAGUUGGAUUAUGCAGCUUGUGAGCAGUGGUGUAGAAAAUGCACUCACCAAAUCAGAGCUGUUGGUAGAGCAGUACCUCCUUCUCACUGAAGAAGAACUAGAAAAAGAAGCAAAAAAAGUUGAAGGAUUUGAUAUGGUUCAGAAGCCGAGUUAUUAUGUUAGACUGAGAUCCCUGUCUACCAAGCUUUGCUCCCGCACCUACGAGCAGGCUCUCAGCAGGGUUAAAGAAGCUAAGCAAAAAAACCAAGAGACCAUUUCUCAGCUCCAUUGUACUGUUCACCUGAUUGAAUCUGCCAGGAAGAAUGUGCAUAGUGGCAAUCAGAAAAUUCAGCACACUCAGUAUAAACUCUACCUCUCAUGGCUGGAGUGGAGAAGGGGCAUUGGAUAUGAUGAUGCUGAUGAGUCCCACUGUGCCGAGCACAUCGGGUCAUUUACUCUUGCUAUUGCCCACAACAUGACUCAGCAGCUCCAGACCACAUGGCACACCCUCCUGUCCAACACCCAAGGCUUACCACAGAACAUCCAAGAUCAGGCCAAGCACAUAGGGGUGAUGGCCAGUGACGUCUACUCAGUGCUCCGCAAUGCUGCCUCCUUUAAGGAGGUGUCUGACAGCCUCCUCACUUCUAGCAAGGGGCAGCUACAGAAAAUGAAGAAAUCUUUAGAUGAUGUGAUGGAUUAUUUUGUUAACAACACACCCCUCAACUGGCUAGUAGAUCCCUUUUAUCCUCAGAUGACUGAGUCUCAGAACGCUCAGGACCAAGGUGCAGAGAUGGACAAGGGCAGCCAAGAGGCCCAGCCAUCUGAGCACAAAACUCAUUAA